AUUUGUAUCAUUAAAAUGCUAGAAAAAAAACCAAUAUCUGAAAUUAAGAAUAAAAUUAAGAGACGUGAAAUAUUCUUAAAGACACAAAAGCAGCAGAAUCGACAAAAUAAAAAAAGGAAAGAAAAAAAUCAAGAAACUUCCGAAAAGGGUGUUACACAUACCAUUGAAAGCUUAAGGGAGCCAGAUGAAACUUUCGUUAAUGAAACUAAUGCUUUGGAGAUUGUAAACAAUGAGUUUGAACAAUACUUCCAGCAAUCAGUAAAACCAAACAUUGCCAUUACAUCAAGCUAUCAUCCUUAUAAAAAAACGAAUAAAUUUUGCAGAGAUUUAGAAACUAUUAUCCCAAACUCAAAGUAUUACAUCAGGAAAAAAACUAACUUAUCGAUACUUCUUCCAAAAGCAAUUGAAAAGGGCUUCACUGACCUUGUAUUUGUUAAUGAAGAUAAAAAAAUACCAAGUUCAUUGAUGAUAUGCCAUCUACCAAAUGGUCCAACAACUUUAUACAAAAUAUUAAAUUUCAAGUUAUCUUUUGCAUUCAAGAAAAAUAGUCGGAAAUACCCAGAACAACCGGAGGUAGUUUUGAACAAUUUUACGACAACGCUCGGCCAUACUAUAGGCAAAAUGUUUGCCGUGUUAUUCCCCCAAACGCCGGAUUUUGUUCAUAGAAGGCUCGUCACAUUUCAUAACCAAAGAGAUUAUAUCUUUUUUCGACACCACAGAUAUCAAUUUAAAAAUGGCGAAAAAGUUGCUUUGCAGGAGUUAGGCCCGAGAUUUACUUUGCGACUCCAAUUUCUACAACGCGGUUUAUUUGAUCCUAAUCACGGCGAUUACGAAUGGUCGCUCAAACGUCAUCAAAUGGAAAAGAGUCGGAGAAAGUUCUAUUUGUAAAGAUUUAUGGACCCAUUUUUUUUGAUUAUGUUAAUGGAAUCCUACUUGAAGCUUCAUUAAAAUCAAUUCGAAAUUUUUUUAUUAUAUAGUAAAAUUUAUAUUACAUUUAAAAGAAUUAUAAAUAAAAACGAAUAAUAUAACAUGCAUACACGAUGUAGAUUUAUUUUUAUAUACAUUACUAAA
Messenger RNA from Gordionus sp. m RMFG-2023, 1071 nucleotides. RefSeq names its product ribosome production factor 1-like. Gene Ontology annotation, biological process: maturation of 5.8S rRNA; maturation of LSU-rRNA. The record is from RefSeq and is a predicted model, not a curated record. Gene Ontology annotation, molecular function: rRNA primary transcript binding. The coding region runs from base 16 to 888 and encodes 290 amino acids. The transcript is spliced from 9 exons. NCBI's taxonomy places the organism in Eukaryota, Metazoa, Nematomorpha, Gordioida, Chordodea, Parachordodidae. Gene Ontology annotation, cellular component: nucleolus; preribosome, large subunit precursor.